This is a messenger RNA of Acaulospora morrowiae, 624 nucleotides long. The record is from the annotation of a GenBank genome assembly. NCBI's taxonomy places the organism in Eukaryota, Fungi, Glomeromycota, Glomeromycetes, Diversisporales, Acaulosporaceae.
AUGUCGGAAAUUCUUGCUUUCACACCAACCUUUUUCAAAUUAAUAGAUUUCGACACCAUAUGUGUCCGAAAAGAUUUUAGCUUACCGCCGGAUAUUUUGACACCUGAAGUAUUAGCUGAUAGAGCGGCUAAAGCAAGUGCUAGAAUUUCUGGUCGUUAUCAAAAGUUAAAUAGAAAUUAUGCAUUUGAUGGGGAUAAUUCAACGCAUAAUAAGAUGAUCAAAAGAUCUUACGGGAAUGGCAAUGGUAAUGGGGAAAGUUACUCGACCACGUGGAAAUCUUUUCAAGGUCGACCCUAUCCUUUUCGCAAAAGAAAAAAUAGUCGAUUAUUAGAUGAAGAAGAGAUUCGAGCACUUCCAAAACAGCCGAGUUAUGAAAAAUAUAAUGCCCGAGCAUUCGAAGAAAAUCCUUUCAUGAAACAAACAACUCCUUCAACACUCAUCAAAGGGACAUAUAAAUUAAAUGCCGAGCAGAUCGAGCGUUCCUUUCUACAAGUUUGCUUUAGCGAACAGGUGAAUUCUCUAAUUAAAGCUGCCGAAUGGUUAGAAAAAAAUGAUGUGCCAGUCGAACAAGAGCUUAAUUCUGAAUCCAACCGCCGAAUAAUUGAAACCACAUCCGAAGCUUGA